AGAUGGCGGACUUGGUGGGACAUUGGUGGUUGAGCAUUGUUUUGAUGGCGUCUUUUUUCAAGCUUCUGUUUUUACGAACAUAGUGAGUAAAGCGCUGUUGUGUCUGGGCCUAGAGAGCUGUUUCACAUGUGGGUGGGUUGUUCUUCUAGUGUAUGGAAGGGUCCGAAUGAACAAAGUUCAAGCCACUCCACAGACUUUGAAGUUCACAGGAAUUGGCUGGCGAUAACUCACAGUUUGCCAUUGAACAAGUGGUACUAUGAGUCUACAUCAGAGUGGACCCUGGAUUAUCCACCCCUGUUUGCAUGGUUUGAGUUCCUCCUCUCACACGUCGCGGCACUUGUGGACCCUCAGAUGGUGUUGAUUAGCAAGGACCCCUAUGCCAGCACAAGAACAGUGAUAUUCCAAAGGGUCUCUGUUAUUGUGACUGAUGUCCUCCUUGCCUAUGCUGCAAAAGAGUACUGCCAGUACUUAGAAAAAGCAAGAAAAGUGUCCUUUCCUCCUCUUAAUGGCUUGGUACUCUUUCUUUUAAUUGUCUUCAAUUUUGGAUUACUUAUUGUAGACCAUAUCCAUUUUCAAUACAAUGGCUUCCUUUUUGGGAUCCUAUUGUUGUCAAUUACUAGAAUAUCAGAGGGCCGAAACCUGGAAGGCGCAUUGCUUUUUGCCACUCUUCUGAACUUUAAACACUUGUUCCUGUAUUUGGCUCCAGCCUUUUUUGUGUAUUUACUAAGAACUUACUGCUUCCGUUCAGACUCUAGCAAACCAGAACAGUUUGGAUGGCUAGGGCCAAGUCUGAGUGACUUCCACCCACUAAGGCUUUUCAAGCUUGCAGCUAUUGUCAUAAUCACCUUUGGUGCAUCGUUUGGUCCCUUUAUAAACAUGGGUCAGCUUCACCAAGUUCUCUCAAGGCUAUUUCCCUUUAAGCGGGGUUUGUGCCAUGCAUAUUGGGCUCCUAAUGCUUGGGCAUUGUAUAAUGUGCUUGACAAGGUUGUUGCUGUGGUUGGUCCAAGGGCUGGGCUGAUUACCAAAGAGGGCAUCCAAACACAGGCCUCAAUGACAGGAGGGCUGGUAGGACAGUCAGGGCAUCUGGUUCUCCCGUCCAUACCCCCCUUAGUCACCAUGGUCCUUACCCUUGUGUCUAUAAUGCCUGCCCUUCUCCACGCAUGGUACAGACCAAGUGGCACCAAGAGGUUUUUGCGGUGUCUUGUGCUCUGUGCCUACGGCUCAUUCAUGUUCGGUUGGCACGUGCACGAAAAGGCAGUUUUAAUGAUGAUUAUACCUCUAAGUUUAUUGGCAGUUCAAGAUAAGAAAGAUGCGCGCGCAUUCCUAGUGUUGUCUACCGCUGGUCAUUUGUCGCUCUUCCCUCUGCUCUUUAACCAGCAAGAAACUCCACUAAAGAUCUGUCUGAUGCUGAUGUUUACCAUUCUCUCGUUUUAUUCGUUAUGUCUUAUCCACUGCGGAAAAUCCUCCUCCAAUCAAUCAUCUGCGCGGUCAGAAAUCUUCACUCUACCAAUAGUGUCGUGGUAUGAGGCUGCGUACAUCUGCGGUCUGGCGGUAUUGGAGUUCUACUGCUCCUUGAUACACCCUCUCACCUCGCUGAGCAAAACCCUCCCCUUCCUACCCCUCCUUCUCACCUCCACGUACUGCGCUCUAGGGGUGGGGUGGUCGUGGAUGUUGUGUUAUGCGAACUCGCUGUGCUCAGGGGCAAACGUGGUGCACCAGCCAAUGGGUUCUCCCCCAGUGUCACACACGCCGCACCACCACCCCCAACAUCACCACUUGCACCAUGGGAAGAGAAAGAAGCGCUAAAGUGAUAUCAUCAUCAUCCUCGUCAGCAUCAUCUUCAUCAUCAUCUCCAGCAACAUCACAUCUUGCACCAUGGGAAGAGAAAGAAGCGCUAAACUGAUAUCAUCAUUCUCGUUAUCAUCAUCUUCAUCAUCAUCACCAGCAACAUCACAUCUUGCACCAUGGGAAUGAUAUCAUCAUCAUCUUCUUCAUCACCAGCAACAUCAUCAUCAUUCUCAUCAUUAUCACCAGCAACAUCACCACUUGCCCCAUGGGAAAAGAAAGAAGCGCUAAAGUGAUGUCACCACCAUCCUCGUCAUUCUCAUCAUCUUCUUCAUCAUCACCCCCAACAUCACCACUUGCACCAUGGGAAGAGAAAGAAGCGCUUAAGUGAUGUAAUCACCAUCCUCUUCAUUUCUAAUCAUCAUCUUCAUUAUCAUCACCCUGAACAUCACAUCUUGCACCAUGGGAAGAGAAAGAAGUGCUAAAGUAAUGUCAUAAUCAUCACCAUUCUCAUCAUCAUCAUCACCAGCAACAUCACAUCUUGCACCAUGGGAAGAGAAAGAAGCGACAAAGUGAUGUCAUAAUCAUCACCAUUUGCACCAUGGGAAGGUAAUGUCACGAUCAUCACCAUUCUCAUCAUCAUCACUUACAAAAUCACCACCUGCAUUAAGGUAGCAUCAUAAACAUCAAUUUCGUCAUCAUCUUCAGCAAUUUUACGUCAUCGUCACCCAUUAUAAAACCCGCAUCACAAGUAUAGAAAGAAGCGCUUGUGAUGCGCGAAAGAAGCACGAUGAUUAAAAUGAUGUAUACAAAUAGAAAUCUAAUAAAGUUUUAAGUAAAGCCAUGUCAUAACAA
Messenger RNA from Nematostella vectensis (starlet sea anemone), 2640 nucleotides. Its product is annotated as probable dolichyl pyrophosphate Glc1Man9GlcNAc2 alpha-1,3-glucosyltransferase. The record is from RefSeq and is a predicted model, not a curated record. The coding region runs from base 127 to 1806 and encodes 559 amino acids. Gene Ontology annotation, biological process: protein N-linked glycosylation. Gene Ontology annotation, molecular function: dolichyl pyrophosphate Glc1Man9GlcNAc2 alpha-1,3-glucosyltransferase activity. Gene Ontology annotation, cellular component: endoplasmic reticulum membrane. Lineage: Eukaryota; Metazoa; Cnidaria; Anthozoa; Actiniaria; Edwardsiidae. The transcript has 13 exons.